GAAUGUGUACAUAUUUAUGUAUUUGAGGUCCAAAACAUAGUCAUAAGUGGACUGUCAGUUUUAAGCUCCACUUGUGUGGAAUCAGAGAUCAAAGCUCGCUUCCAAGUUCAGGGAGGCAACAACGGAAUCAAGAUGAGUAGCGCUACAGAAGAAAGUGACAACGAAGUUCCCGAACAAAAUAAGACCCAGUCCGAGGAGGGGUCAACAACUGAUGAAGAAAACCCAGUGCAAACCGACGAUGAAGAGGGCGCCGUAGGAGGGACAAAAGCUCCGGCAGAGAGCUAUCACUCGGAGAAGGAGGAGGAUUCUAUAUAUGAAACCGAUGAUAAUGGGGAGGCUCGAUCUUCGCAUAUAUAUCCCACUCCACCAUCAGAUGGCGAAAAUAUGGUCCCAGCGUCAAAGCCAAAACGGGGCAAGCGCCGGCGCACUGUCAUCGAGAUGGCAAUGGAUGCAAUCGAAGAACUGAAAAAUAAACGCGGAUCUUCGGUUAUUGCCAUUGUGAAGUACCUCAGGAGCAAUGACCAUAAGGUGGCAAACGAGCGGCGCUUCAAUACGCUGGUCUACAGGAUGCUAAAGCAGGGCGUGACCGACGGUCAGGUGACGCAGCAUAAACGUUCAUUCAAGCUUUCGCAAGCCACAAUUAAUGAACGAAAAGCUGAGGAAAAAAUGAAGGGUAAAAUGGCCAAGGAACAGGAGCAAAAAUCAAAGGGCAAGAAAGAAGACAAGAGUAAUAAAAGAGCCAAGGCCGCUGAAGAGGAAGUCUCUGAAGUCUCUUCCGAGGACGAGGACCCAAAACCGAGGGAUGCUGCAAAGCGGCGCGCAAAGCCACCUGCAACAGGAAGGGGAAAGCCUGCGAAGGCUUCAGAGCGCAAAACAAAUCAACCUAGAAAGAAGAUGAAGAAGAGCGAUGGAUCUGCCUACGCCGUUGCAGUGACUAGCACAUCGAACAAAGCAGCCGCUGGCGCUGCAGUUCUAGCCGCAAUGGAGAUGGCCGGACCAUCCAGAACGCGCAAUAAGAGAAUGAUUACUGAGGUGAUGUAUGAUGAUGAUGAAGAUAAUGACGAAGAUGAAAAAGAUGAAGAUGAUGAUGAUGAAGAAGAUGAAGAGGAAGAAAAUGAAGAUGAUGAAGAUAAUAAAGCUGAAGACCCCCUCGAAACGCCUCAGACUAAGAAGGGAAAGGGCGCUGCUCUAAUAAAAAUCAAACUGCCAGAUAGCUUUUCGACUAGUAAGCUGGUGGCCCAGGCCACAUCAACGCCCCAGGCUGCAGACAAGAAGGCCACCCACAAGCGCAAAUAAUCUUGGCCAUCAGCCGUUCAUCUUUGAUGUUCAUAGAAGCUCCAAUAUGAAACCUGGAUUUUGUUAGGUUAAUUUUGUAGCUGGUGAGAGAUGCUCCACCGCUCAGUUCAUUUUUACCCUAAAAGU
This is a messenger RNA of Drosophila guanche, 1422 nucleotides long. RefSeq names its product nucleolin-like. Gene Ontology annotation, cellular component: nucleosome. Bases 133 to 1296 code for a protein of 387 amino acids. NCBI's taxonomy places the organism in Eukaryota, Metazoa, Arthropoda, Insecta, Diptera, Drosophilidae. The transcript is spliced from 4 exons. The record is from RefSeq and is a predicted model, not a curated record. Gene Ontology annotation, biological process: nucleosome assembly. Gene Ontology annotation, molecular function: DNA binding.